AGAAUGAGAAGAAACAAAGAAACUCAACAUAGGAAAAAACGCAUUCUUGUUCUUCUUCUUCUUCCUAUUCUGUGGAUUAUGCUACCUAGCUCCAAAGCUGAAACCUUUCUCAUUAGGGUCACAUUCAAAACACUUAUUUUUUCUUCCAUGUUGUUCUAUCUCUAGAACAGCAAUGGUAGAAGACAUGUCGUGUUUCCUCUACAAGGAUAUUCUUGUUAUAACGUCUACGAAGAAAUCCCCAAUGUUGUUAAGAUCGGCAGUCUUAUUGUUUUCAAUGGUCAGCGUCAUUUUCAUCUUCUGUGUAUGUAUAAAACAGAUAACUACUGAUGCAAGGACUAAAUUUAUGGAAUCGAAUGUCAUUCAUAACCUUACUCCGGGUAGAUUAAAGCAAACACAUAUUCCUAACAUACUAAAUUAUCCCGAACCUUUAUCCUUUAACAGGAAUGAGUGUGCUCCUAAUCCUGUCAUGUUCUUUGCAAUAUUGUCGAAUCAGAGAUCAGGUAGCGGGUGGUUUGAGACCCUUUUGAAUAGCCACAUUAAUGUAAGUUCAAACGGCGAGAUAUUUUCUGUUAAAGAGAGAAGGCAAAAUGCUUCCUCAGUUUUGCAGACUUUAGAUAGAGUAUACAAUUUGGACUGGCUUAGUAGUGCUUCCAAAAAUGAGUGUUCUGCUGCAGUUGGCUUCAAGUGGAUGCUUAAUCAGGGAUUAAUGGAUCACCACAAGGAAAUAGAAGAAUACUUCAAGCGUAGAAAUGUUUCUGUCAUAUUUCUUUUCAGGAGAAACCUACUACGAAGGAUGGUAUCUAUGCUAGCCAAUUCCUAUGACAGUCACGCAAAGCUAUUGAAUGGAACACAUAAAUCUCAUGUACAUUCUGCAGAAGAGGCUGAUAUUCUUUCGAAGUACAAGCCUUUCAUAAAUUCUACAUCAUUGCUUAAGGACUUGAAGGAUAUGGAGAUGAAAUCUGCAAAGGCUUUACAAUACUACAAUAGCUCUCGCCAUAUGAUUCUGCACUACGAGGAUCUUAUGAGAAAUCAUACUAAGCUAAAAGACGUGCAAGAGUUUUUAGGAUUGCCAGAAAUGGAGUUAACGAGUCGUCAAGUUAAGAUACAUAAAGGACCAUUAUCAGAUCAUAUUCAGAACUGGGAUGAUGUUAACAAGGCGUUGACAGGAACCGAGUAUGAGAGUUUCCUUGAAGCUGACUAUUAACUCUUAGUCUCUUCUAACCAUAGAAAAAGUUGUACAUAACAACUUCACUUCUUAUGUAACACUGAUUAAAGAUGUGUUUGGUGUCGUACACAUGUUAGUGUCUGAUACGACACUUCAUGAAAAGCCCUGAGCGUUCCGUUGGCGUGUUCAAUGUCCGACACAUAUCAGUGUCCGAUACAAAACUUCAUGAAAGGCCUCGAGCAUUCUGUUUUGGUUUUGGAAAACUACCUCGGUGUUUCUGAUGCCUUUUCUUGUCACCAAGUCAACUCCUAAUGGAUGAAAUGAAUGCUUAUGUUCAUUAUAAUCCCUUUUAUUCUUCUUCUCAGAGUUAACAUGUAUAUAUGUCAAUGUCAUUGUCACCUAAUUAAGUUACUCAACACAUUUUUUGUGAUUA
Molecule: messenger RNA, 1598 nt
Organism: Trifolium pratense (red clover)
Lineage: Eukaryota; Viridiplantae; Streptophyta; Magnoliopsida; Fabales; Fabaceae
Exons: 6
Coding region: 173-1204 (343 amino acids)
Molecular function (GO): sulfotransferase activity
Source: RefSeq, a predicted model, not a curated record